GAUAAUAUACUAGGACCCACUAAAACAUAAGAAGUACUUAUCAGUUUGGUGUGAAACAAUAACAAAUAAUAUAUAAUAAACGGUUAAUUUACAAUGUGUUAGCCUGUUGGUUUAUCGAAUAAGCGCCACUGUAUAUGAUUGACAAUUUAACAAGUUAAAUUAAUUAACGUACCUAUAAGUACCUUUUUCUGUGGAAUUGUGAAAAAACUGUUUAUUUGUGUUGUGAUAAUUGUUUGUUUUGAACAUUUAUGUGAAAGGAAUAAACGCUAAGCAAAUGGCACAGCAGCACAUUCUCUCAGCAGUAGAAUCAGAAAUAAAUUCUGGUAAGGAAAAAGGAGAUCCGACUGAACGUGACCUAACUGUAACACUUGAUGACAGAGAACUGUGGGUGAGGUUUCAGUGUUUCACCAACGAAAUGAUUGUUACCAAGAGUGGACGGCGAAUGUUUCCUGUUAUUAAAGUCACAGCUGGAGGUCUCGAUCCAAAGGCCAUGUAUACAGUUCUACUAGAAUUUGUUCAAAUUGAUCCGCAUAGGUGGAAAUAUGUCAAUGGAGAAUGGGUACCAGGGGGGAAGGCUGAAGUUCCUCCAUCUAAUCCAAUUUACAUACAUCCCGAGUCACCAAAUUUUGGAGCGCAUUGGAUGAAAGAAGCAAUUUCUUUCGCAAAGGUAAAACUCACAAACAAAUCCAAUGGAAACGGCCAAAUAAUGCUCAACUCCCUUCACAAAUAUGAACCCAGAGUCCAUCUAGUCCGAGUCGGCACCGAGCCUAGAAGAGUCUUGACAUUCCCUUUUCCCGAGACCCAGUUCAUCGCCGUAACCGCCUACCAAAAUGAAGAGGUUACGUCUCUGAAAAUCAAAUACAAUCCCUUCGCUAAAGCCUUUCUCGACGCGAAAGAAAGACCUGAUAACUUAUAUAGCCAGAGGGAAUUUUCAAGCAGUUAUGGACAACAACAAAGUCAGUAUUCUCAAUAUGGUUCUUGGUUCCUUCCUCAUCAACCAAUGUACGCACCAGCAUCUCAAAUGUCUGCAUGUCAGUUCAGAUCAAGUCCAACAUUAAAAAGGCAAAAAUCAGCACCAUAUACAAUACAAAGGCAAAAAUCAGCAUCAGUGUCACCUCCCUCACAUGUAUAUACACCACCAGACCACAUCCAGCAACAAUCAUUAUACAGCUCAACAGGACCAACCUACACAAGCUGGCCAACAAUGACAACAAUACAGACUCCUCCUGCAGCAGUUAAUUGUUGGUCUAUCUCCUCGAAUUCUCCUCCACCACACCAACUGACCAAUCAAACCACCCCCAACCAAUCACCUAGUCACCAAAUAUACCAACACUCUCCGAUAGCCAGUAUCACAAAUCUCUCUUAUUCUGGUUACUAUGGCGAUGUAGCUUAUCAGAACCACGAGUAUAUUCCAGUGGUUAAUUCCGAUCUAACAUAUACUCAAAUAGGUUUAGAUAGAACAGCUUCGGUGGUGUACCAUUCUGAUGUGAAUAAUUCUGAAAAGGAAGAAUAUGAAGAAAGUACGCCUGUUAACAGCACCAACGAAGAAAGACCCGGAUCUGCGCCGAGUACGCCCAGGCAGGAGUGGAUCUCUAUGACUCAUAUGCAAAAUUAGGUUUAAUUUGCUUUUUGUAUAUAUUCUAAAUAAAUUUUAAAAAAAUAA
Messenger RNA from Diabrotica virgifera virgifera (western corn rootworm), 1663 nucleotides. It is a transcript of the gene byn, whose product is annotated as T-box transcription factor T-like. Gene Ontology annotation, cellular component: nucleus. Gene Ontology annotation, biological process: mesoderm formation; regulation of transcription by RNA polymerase II; cell fate specification. Gene Ontology annotation, molecular function: DNA-binding transcription factor activity, RNA polymerase II-specific; RNA polymerase II cis-regulatory region sequence-specific DNA binding. Lineage: Eukaryota; Metazoa; Arthropoda; Insecta; Coleoptera; Chrysomelidae. Bases 275 to 1615 code for a protein of 446 amino acids. The record is from RefSeq and is a predicted model, not a curated record. The transcript has 6 exons.